AUGAAGACCGUAUCAACUCUUUUAGUUAUAUGCCUUACAAUAACAGUCAUAGGCAACGCUGCCGCCCUCUCUAAGAACAGCAAGAUGCCCACCCAGCCAAUCAAGUUGUACUAUUUACCACCUUCACCUCCUUGUCGUGCUGUUGUGAUGACUGCGAAAGUACUGAGCUUAGACCUGGAACUCAUUCCUACCAACAUUUUGGAAGGAGCCCAUUUGACACCCGAGUAUACCAAGAUGAAUCCUCAACAUACUAUACCAACUAUGGACGACAGUGGGUUCAUUUUAUGGGAAAGUCGCGCAAUCAUGGCUUACCUGGUGAAUGCUUAUGGUCGUGACGACUCUUUGUAUCCAAAGAAUCCUCGUCAGCGUGCCAUAGUCGAUCAGCGAUUAAAUUUCGAUAUCGGUACCCUGUUUGCGAGAUACGCCGGUUUAUAUAUCCCAAUGCUAUUCCGAGGUGAAGAAUAUAGUGAAGAAAAUGCUAAGAAACUGAAUGAAGCAUUAGGCUGGUUGGACACAUUCUUGGAUGGUCGCGCAUUCGUAGCCGGAGAAAACCUUACCAUUGCUGAUAUUACCAUAAUUGUUACUAUUACAAAUAUUGACGCGUUCGGUUUCGACUUCAGCCAACACGAAAACCUGAAGAAGUGGUACGAGAGGACCAAGAAAGCUUUGGAACCUUACGGCUACCAUGAAAUAGACAUGGCAGGGGCACAAAUGUUAGCUUCUUACUUGAAGAAAGGUUGA
This is a messenger RNA of Arctia plantaginis, 741 nucleotides long. The record is from the annotation of a GenBank genome assembly. Lineage: Eukaryota; Metazoa; Arthropoda; Insecta; Lepidoptera; Erebidae.